AUGCAGGCUUCCCUCAACUCUUCGCCGAACGCAUCCACUGGCACAACACCUCACAGGCUCAUGUACGGCAUUGAUCUUCGAAUGCCAUGGAACUUAUUACGCCAGGCCUUCGUUGGUCACCCAGCUUCUGAGCGACAAGACGCUGACGAAUGCGCAAAAUACGCCGCAAUGAUCAUGAAGAAGGACUAUGAUAACCGUCAUAAACCAAUCUUUUUCUCCAAAGGCGACAUAGUCUACCUUAAACUGGCUACAGGAACGGAUAGUGGAUACGUCCUCCCUAGUCGCGCCGUCACAAAAAAGAUGACUCAACGCUACGUUAAGUGCAAAGUCCUCGAAAGAAUCGGGCGCCUCGCAUACAAGCUCCAAUUCCCGAAGGAGCUCUCAAAAUGUCACCCGGUCGUCUCCAUCUAA
Messenger RNA from Penicillium diatomitis, 411 nucleotides. RefSeq lists its product as uncharacterized. NCBI's taxonomy places the organism in Eukaryota, Fungi, Ascomycota, Eurotiomycetes, Eurotiales, Aspergillaceae. The transcript has a single exon. The record is from RefSeq and is a predicted model, not a curated record. The coding region runs from base 1 to 411 and encodes 136 amino acids.